UAUCCAUCCCUUCUUCUUUCUUUCUUUCUUUCCUUAGUCUUGGCUUUCUUCUUUCUUUAUUUCUCUCUGUAUUUUGCUUUCCGAGAUGAAGACAAUCACAGCUAAGACCUCCCAUGACUCUUCUUUUGCCUUUUCCAAAAGGAACCUCAACUGGAAAAAGAAAUUUGAAGAAAAUAAUGAUGAGGAAGAAAUCUUGACCUUCAGUUCCUCCUCACACUUCUGCGAGGAAGAGAAGGAAGAUCACCUUACAAUCCCGGUACCUGCAGAAGUUUCUUCAGUCGGAGCACCCAGGAAAAAACUCUCACUUGUUGCUAUUUCCAAGCUCCGAUCGGCUCUCACCAUCUUUGGUAAGAACCGAUCAGCAUACCACUCCGGUUUAGGCACCAAAGUUAUCGGCACCCUUUUUGGUUACCGGCGUGGUCAUGUCCAUUUCGCAUUCCAGGAAGAUGCAAAGCUGUAUCCAGCAUUCCUAAUCGAACUCGCGACUCCAACGAGCGUUCUGGUUCGGGAAAUGGCUUCUGGGUUGGUAAGAAUUGCGCUGGAAUGUCAGAAGAAGACGGAGAAGAAAGGGGUGAAGCUGCUGCAAGAGCCUGUGUGGAGGACAUACUGCAACGGGAAGAAAUGUGGGUAUGCAAUGAGGCGUGAGUGCGGAGCAGAAGAAUGGAAGGUGUUGAAGGCUGUGGAGCCAAUUUCAAUGGGCGCAGGUGUGCUACCGUGCAGUAUUGGGGACGUGGAUGGUGUUGGAUCGGAGGGCGAGCUCAUGUACAUGAGAGCCAAGUUUGAGAGGGUUGUGGGGUCUAAAGACUCAGAAGCCUUUUACAUGAUGAACCCUGAUGGGUCUGGAGGCCCUGAACUCAGUGUGUAUUUGCUUAGAGUUUAGUGUUGUUGAAAGUACCAAAUUAUCUUGCACCAAAAAAAAGAAAGUACCAAAUUAUCAAUAUCAACUAACCGGUGCUUUGAUGUAUUAGAUUUUGGUUAAGGCAUGAAAAAAAUCGGAGGAUCUGCUGUCUGUCCCUUCUUGUAUUUUGGUUUACUAUUUUUCUUGGUAGUAAGGAUUAAUGGUUUUGAGAUUUCAUGCUGUUUUGGUGUUCUAGGUAUAGCGUGAUAGGAUUUUAGAUGGGUUGGUAGCGUAUAUCCAUUGUAUAGGUUGCUACCCUUUUGGGGUAGGUAAGUGGAAAACAAGAUGCAAAUGAAUUUCCUACUGGAAU
This is a messenger RNA of Rubroshorea leprosula, 1208 nucleotides long. The record is from the annotation of a GenBank genome assembly. NCBI's taxonomy places the organism in Eukaryota, Viridiplantae, Streptophyta, Magnoliopsida, Malvales, Dipterocarpaceae.